Triplophysa dalaica is the source of this 3437-nucleotide messenger RNA. It is a transcript of the gene scyl1, whose product is annotated as SCY1-like, kinase-like 1. The transcript has 18 exons. Gene Ontology annotation, biological process: protein phosphorylation. The record is from RefSeq and is a predicted model, not a curated record. NCBI's taxonomy places the organism in Eukaryota, Metazoa, Chordata, Actinopteri, Cypriniformes, Nemacheilidae. The coding region runs from base 197 to 2785 and encodes 862 amino acids. Gene Ontology annotation, molecular function: ATP binding; protein binding; protein kinase activity.
ACACCACAUAACUACAUACCUAUUUGUCUUAUUUAAGACAUGUUAAGGGUAGUAAUCGCAACAGUUUAACCACAUUAGUAUUCUUGAGAGUUGAGUGCUCACUGGCGGGUAGAUGGUCCAUCGAAAAGCAGUUGCGCCCUCUAGCGGAUCGCUGUCCGAUCUACAGCAACACUGUGGCCAGGAUUGACGGGGAAGGAUGUGGUCCUUUUUCUCUCGGGAUCCUAUCAAAGACUUUAACUAUGAAAUUUUACCAGAAAACCAAGAAAAGUCAGGCAUCUGGACCCUUACUCGGGGCAGGCGCAAGACUACAGGGGAACCAGUAUCAAUCUUCAUGUAUGAUGGGUCCCAGGGAACAGAGGAGCAGACACAAUUGGCUAAAGCAGCUUUCAAACGCACAAAAACACUCAGACAUCCCAAUAUCCUAUCCUACGUAGAUGGGUUGGAGACAGAGAAGAGCUUAUACAUCGUCACAGAACAGGUGACCCCUCUGACUGCACACCUAAAGGUACAGGCGGAGAAAGGUGGCACCAGAGACUUAGAGGUUUCAUGGGGCCUUCACCAAAUUGUGAAAGCCGUGAGCUUCUUGGUGAAUGACUGUCACCUCCUUCAUAAUAACUUGGGCAUGUGGGCCAUUUUUGUGGACCGUGCCGGUGAAUGGAAACUUGGAGGGUUGGAUCAUGUCACCUCUGACCAGGGAGACUCCACCUUACCACCGCCUAAAGUGAUCAACCCAGAUUUGGAGAAGUACGACCCUCCUGAGACCCCCGGCAGUGGAGGAGAAAAGUGGACAGGGGAUCUGUGGCGUCUUGGUUGUCUCAUUUGGGAAGUAUUUAAUGGACCUUUACCACGUGCAUCCUCAUUACGAUCACUCGGCAAGAUUCCAAAGCAGUUAGUCCCGCAUUACUGUGAGUUGGUGGGAGCAAACCCAAAGAUUCGUCCCAACCCUGCGAAAUUCCUGCUGAACUGCAGAUCUCCAGGAGGCUUCAUGAACAACAGCUUUGUGGAGAGCUGUCUGUUUCUGGAAGAGAUACAGAUAAAAGAGCCUGCAGAGAAGCAGCAGUUCUUCCAGGACCUGAGCGAGAAUCUCGACUCUUUCCCUGAGGAUUUUUGCAAGCACAAAGUGUUGCCUCAGCUCCUAACAGCCUUCGAGUUUGGAAAUGCUGGUGCUGUAGUCCUCACACCACUUUUUAAGGUGGGGAAGUAUUUGUCAGCUGAAGAGUACCAGCAGAAAAUCAUCCCAGUCAUUGUAAAGAUGUUCUCGUCUACCGAUCGAGCAAUGAGGAUACGACUUUUACAACAGAUGGAACAGUUUAUCCAGUACUUGAAUGAAGCAGCAGUAAACUCCCAGAUCUUUCCGCAUGUGGUACAUGGUUUCACAGACACAAACCCUGCUAUUCGAGAGCAGACUGUGAAGUCCAUGCUCCUCCUGGCCCCUAAACUGAAUGAGACCAAUUUAAACCAGGAGUUGAUGCGUCACUUUGCACGACUCCAGGCUCGGGAUGACCAGGGACCCAUACGCUGCAACACCACUGUUUGCCUUGGCAAAAUUGCCCCCUACCUCAAUGCUGGGAUGCGCCAGCGUGUUUUAAUCUCCGCAUUCUCACGUGCAUCUAAAGACCCGUUUCCUGCCUCACGCGCAGCUGGUGUGCUCGGGUUCGCUGCCACUCAUCAGUACUAUAGUGUGACUGAGAGCGCUGCUCGCAUUCUUCCCACACUCUGCACACUGACUGUAGAUCCAGAUAAAAAUGUCAGAGAUCAGGCUUUCAAAGCCAUAAAAAGUUUCCUCAGUAAGCUGGAGACAGUUUCAGAAGACCCUACUAAACUAAUUGAAUUAGAGAAGGAUGUGACUGCUUCAGGACAGACAGGAGGGUCUGCUGCCACGUGGGCAGGGUGGGCCGUGACGGGCGUCUCGUCCCUCACCUCCAAACUUAUACGUAAUGCUCCGGCUGGUUCGGAGGCACCACCUGCUGAGAACAGCCAAGCCCCUCAACCUGCAGCUGGACCAGUAACCACAAAUACUGCAAGCAUAGGUCCAGAGUUGAAAACACACCCGGACAGUGCCUCUGGUACACAUGCCAUCCCUUCAGAGACAUCAAAUGAGAAGACGGCAGAGCCUGAAGGAGAUCGAUGGAAGGAUGAGGAUUGGGGAAGUCUUGAGGACUCUGAGAAAGUUCAGACAGACCCAGAUGAUUGGCAUUCUGAUUGGUCAGCCAUGUCCUCAACACAGAAGAAAAGCAAUGUUGGUCGGAAGUCCUCUCAGGCAGUUAAGAAGCAGAGUUCUGAUUGGAGCUCCGGCUGGGAUGCCGAUGACAGCUGGUCCAAUGAGAAAGAUGCUGAUGGUCAGGGUCAAAGUUCACCUGGGGACGAGGGCUGGGGUAAUGAUUGGGAGGAAGAUGGGGGUCUGGCUGAUAGUUUCGCCCCGACUCCAAGAAAUAAAGCUGCAUCCUCAAACGUCGUUCCAAAGAGUGGACAGGAAGGGCUACGACCGGCCAGCGAUUAUAAUUGGGAAGUAGGAAAAUCAACGUCAUCUGAUCUGUUGUCCGGUGUGUCACAAAGGACAAAUAAUGUGGCUGCUACUAUGAAACCUGAUGGCUGGGAAGCAGACACUACAGGUGACUGGGGAACGGAGGAAAAUUGGGAGUCAUUGGAUGGAGAGCAGGGUUUAAGUAAAGCAGAACUAGCAAAGAAAAAGAGAGAAGAAAGAAGGAAGGAGUUAGAGGCCAAACGGGCAGAACGCAAAGCAGCUAAGGGUCCUCUCAAACUUGGUGCACGCAAGCUGGACUGACUUUAAAAUGUAAACACUGGACGCGCAGUAUAAUCCAACCUCUGAUCAGUCAUGAACUAUUUGAAGAGACUCCAGUCAGUGUCAGAUUUUAAAGAAACAUUCCGGGAUGAGAAGAGGAACCUCAUAGCUGUCUGACCUUUUUGCAGAAGGGUGUCCAUCUGCCACGUCUGCUAAGCAACUGCUUACACACCAGAAGCUAUGAUAUUCCCUUACUUCCAGUACCAUGUUUUUAUUAAUAUGUAAAAUAAUAACAUAAGUUUACUGAGUGAGCAUGAACUCACGUUCAAGAAAGAUAAUACGUGUCAAAGCAAGAUUUACAAACUAUAAUCCUAGACAUCUGUGUAUGUAUUCUGAUUAUACAUUUCCAUACAGUUUUCUUUUUUCUUGCAAUGGAUGUGGACUUUAAGGACUUAGUGGAUGAUACAUAGAAACAUGUCUCUCCACACUUUGACUGUCAGAAAUCUAGUCACGUUUAAAAACAGACAGGUGUUUUCAAAACAGUGGAAUCAUGGGAGAAAGGUUCUAUUACAGCUCAUGCGAGGUGUUUUGAUUUCAUCAAAUGUCAAUGUUCUUAUUUUUGGUUUGUGCCUUCAUUUUUCGUCUUGAUUGGCAGGACUGCGUAUAAUAAACAAAUCAAUAGAUGUUUUUUUAA